Molecule: messenger RNA, 1235 nt
Organism: Phascolarctos cinereus (koala)
Lineage: Eukaryota; Metazoa; Chordata; Mammalia; Diprotodontia; Phascolarctidae
Gene: MCEMP1
Product: mast cell expressed membrane protein 1
Source: RefSeq, a predicted model, not a curated record
GACAGGCAGGGAAGAUUAGCUGAUGCCAGGACCAUGGAAGGGACAGAGGAUAUUUAUGUAAAUGAUGAGUUGGCCCCCAAGAAGAGAGUCAAGAAGAAAGAGGUCCCAGCAGGUGCCCAAAGAUUUAGAAAGGAGGAUGACCCUGACUAUGAGAACAUCUCUGUGAUCACAUGGAAGCGGAAUGGGGCUCUGGAGCAACAGUCAAUGCCCAUCCAUUGGGCCCCUGCUGCUUCAGCUCCAAGCAGUUCCUCCGGACGGUGCUUAGUGCACAGACCUGUCCUGUGUCUUUACCUCCUCCUGGCCCUGAGUUUCCUGCUGGGCAUUAGCCUGUUGUCUCUGGUGGUGGUGAAAAGCUCUGAUUUUUCUGAGCAGCUGAGGAGUGUGAAGAGUGAGCUGUGGAAUGUCUCUAGCAUCCUCCAGAAAGAGCAGGAAAAUACAGAGCAACUGGAGAUUAAGAUCAUUAAAAUAAAGGCAAUCAGUGAUGCCUGUGAUGCAAUGGUGAAACAAGUUAGUAAAGACCUGUCAAGCAAGAGAGAGAUCUUGAAUAUUUUGAAUGCUAAAGUAGAAAAACUGGAGAAGGCUCAAAAAUCAGGACCAAAUCCGACCCAUUCAACUGGCUGAAGAUCAGUCUUUCAUCUGCAAGACUGGAAGAUUUCUCUGACCUGUUUCCCUCCUGUGAUCUGGGCGUUUUUGUGCACUAACAAAUAGCAUGUAACAUGCUUUAAGAUUCUCAAAGAAAAAGAGAAAAAUCAGAAUCUGGACAUCACUCCCUCUCCUGCUAGUGUGUACUCUUCCAAGCUCACGUCUAUGAGUGUACCUCAGUGUGUAUAAUUCUAUCGGGUAUGUCCAUAUGUGUCUUUCUGUGUCUGAGGAUUUACAAAUAGGGAUGAGUGUGUAGGAGAGUAGGGCAGAGGUCACCUCCAGGUAUAAGGUGAUGCUGGCUGGUCCCAGAAGUUUCCUUUAUACUAAUGCCCUUGCCUCUUAGGUAGGCACUGGAGGAAGAAAAGACAGGUGGGUGAAUUCUAAUGCCCAGGGGUUUCCCAGUAGCUCAGUGGGGCCCCUGUUUUUCAGUGGCUUGACCCAGAUUUUUAAAUUUAAAAAAUUUUUUUAAAUUUCUAUAUUUUGUUUUUAUAUCAUCUUUAUUUCCCAAUAAUAUUUCCCCAGCAUCCAAGCUUGGCUUAAAUGUCUAUGUACUUCUUACAUUUAAAAUGUAAAAUCAUCAUUAUACAAUCUUU